Protopolystoma xenopodis is the source of this 537-nucleotide messenger RNA. Lineage: Eukaryota; Metazoa; Platyhelminthes; Monogenea; Polystomatidea; Polystomatidae. The record is from the annotation of a GenBank genome assembly.
AUGAUUUACUUUAUUCUAGAUUCGAAGGCCUCGUUGAAGACGGCAUUUCUGCAUGCUCAAGACAGGAUAUCUGGUUAUUGCGAGUACAGAGACGUAGGAGUAAAGGCAAACCUGGCCGCACUUUCGCAACUUUACAAUAGCCAAGUUUGCCAAUUGCAGACAAUGACAGCGUCCAGUUGCAUUUCACGAUCUCCCGGACCAAUGGACUUCUCAUGUCCUCCUCGUCCCGGUCAUGUGAGCUCGACUGUCAAGUCGGUCAAUCAGCACUCGACUAGCCUCUCGUGGAAACAGCAACCGGCCUGCUUGCAACCUGGACCCGGAGACGAUCACCAGAAUUGUAUAGCUCUUUUUAUUUGCCUCAAAGACGUCACAUUGGUACUCACUUUUAUUGACAACAUUUGGCAUUUACAUCCUUUUUCCACAGUCCAGUCACCCAGCUCAGCGCAUCCUGGUCCAUUAAAAGAAACAGCGAAACAGUUUACUCUGACUCUGAGUGGGAGGUUAUGUUCUGAAAAAGGGUAUUCAAUUUCGGAUUGA